AUGGCAGACUUUUUAGAUAAGAAUGAGCUCAGGAAUGAUACAUCAAGCAGAUUUUUAGAGAACGAUCAAAAUUCAAGUAGUUAUCUGGAUGAAGGAGGGACUGGGAUGAAUAGGCAACACUUUAUUAAGGGCAGAAGAAGCUCUAAAAUCUCCAUGAUGAAUGCUAAGCAUAAGACCUCCCUUUCACUCUCCAGAUUCACUGGAAAUCAGAGCUUGAGUGGUCUGAGGGGUAAAUUUGGAAGGAAUAAAUCACUUCUAAAUUACAAAGAUUCCAAACAAGACUUUGACACGAAGCAUAAGCACACUAUGGCAGAAAUAAUAUCGUCUGUGACCAAAUGCUUGAAGAUUAGAGAGGCUGUCGAAGACCAAUAUAUUAACGAAGACAAACUCAAACUUCUCAACAAGGAGAACAAGGUCCUUCGUACUAAUGUCAAGAAGCUGAAUGAGUACCUUUCCUCCUUCCUUACCCACGUUAAGGAGUUUAAACAAAAGACUCAUUCUUCGAUGAGCUAUAAAUACGGAUCUCACGGAAAAUUGAAAAAGAAUCGGGACGAGAAGCUUAAAGCACAGGACCAGGAGACCCAAAAUUACUCUAAAAUGCUUAAAAACCUACGGGAAGAGCACUUGAAGACCAAGAACAGAGUCUUUCAGGUACAGGACCCCAGAUACAUCCUUAAUUUGAAGAAAGAAGUCAAGAAGACGAAGGAAAAGAUCCGAGAGAUGACUAGCGAAAAUACCAACCUUAAAGCCCAAGAAUUCAGUACUAAUAAGAAGCUAGACCAGGUUCUUCACCAAGGAAAGAAUGAUGCUAUGAACAAGAUCAGCCAACUUCUUAAAGACCUCAUGGCUCUUGAGGAAAGGAAGUCAAAGUAUGACAAAAAGAUCGAGUUUCAGAUUAAAACUGAGAUUGAUAUUGACGAGGAAAUCCAAAAUUCAAAAGCCAGAGCCAAUGAGAUAGAACAGAAAGCAAGACAAGAAGGCUUAUUAGAUCAGAAAGAUGAUCAGUAUUCUCCUCUUUAUAGUCCAGAAAGAGUGAAGGCAAUGAAACAGAAGAUAGAAAAGCAUUCUCUAAGUGCAAUUCACAGGAAGUUCUUUACUAAGAUUAUUAAGCAGAAGAAAUAAACUGCAAGGGAUUUUGAGUAACUAUAAUGACAAUGUAAUAAUGCAUCGAACUAUGCUGAGUAAGGAUACUACUUUAUCGAUUGAUAUAAACACUUCUGAAGAGUAUCUUACAAAUAAAUCCCAGGAAGUUCUUCAAGUGGAUAAGCAUCCUCUAAUUGAGAAAAUUAACAAGAGUUUGAGUUCUCUUAAGAAGAGUCUUCCUCAGAUUACAAAUAAGCUCAAAUGGGAUAAACCAAUUUGGCAUAAUAAACAGAAAUUGAGAGGCUUUAAAAGAACUAACAAGAGUAAACGGAUGUUUCAUUCUGAGGACUCCAGACACCAUCAGAACACAAGAAAUGGGGCUGUAAAUAACGAAUAUGAUGAUGAGCCCCAGUCGUAUAAGACCAUUGCCAACAAAGACAGAGCUAGAUAACUCAUACAGGAUUUCCCUAGCCAAUACAAGGGUUCACAUUCCUUGCUCC
This is a messenger RNA of Moneuplotes crassus, 1583 nucleotides long. The record is from the annotation of a GenBank genome assembly. NCBI's taxonomy places the organism in Eukaryota, Ciliophora, Spirotrichea, Euplotida, Euplotidae.